AUGGCAAACACAAAGGUCAACAAAAAAGUCACCUCCUUCACGGAUGCGACACGGGUGACGCCUGUGGCUGGUACGGACGACCAGUUCGAGGCGACGAUCCAGUGGGACUGGUGCGGCGGGCUACACGCGCACGGCGGCCUCACGCUCAGUCUCAUCUUCUCCACCGUCCGCGCAUUCUUUCUCCGCAAAUACCCAUCCACUCCACAACCAGACCCCAUCAACAGCGACAUCCAUUUCAUCCAACCCGCUCCACAGGGCCGCGUGGUACUCACUGUCACAGAAUUGAGUCACGCAAAACGCUAUUCUACCGUCGAAGUCAAACUCCGCGAUCCUGCCGGCACGAUAUGUACGUCCGCAACGGUGAUCCAGGGUAAUCUGGCGACGGAAGAUGGGCCUUCGAUCGCCGUUCCGCCGGUAAUGACCCCGGCCGAGAUACCAGAUAGAGAGCGCGACUGCGAUCAAUGGAUUCGAAGUCCGUUGUUGGUGAAGCUUAUGCCUGUGAUUAGCAAGAUGCGUGUGCUCAAGCGCAAAGAGGCCAAAACGCAGUUCUGGAGCAGGAAGGGGGAGGCUGGGUUGAAUACAAAGGAGACGUGGGUACGGUGGGAAGAUUUAGAUCAGAAGUUGGACGUGAUCAGUCUGGGUGUUGUGUGCGAUAAUCUCCUCCCAGCUCCUCUCAACUACGAUCCUACCAUGGCCAAUCUCAGCAAAUACGUCUUUCCUACCAUGUGCAUGUCGGUUGAGAUCAAGAAAGACCCGAAAGAUGCCGAGUGGCUCUUUCUAGAGAUUGUGUGCCACAGUAUCCAAAACGGACGGUACGAUACUGACGUGCGUGUCUUGGAUGAGAACGGUGAUUUGGUAGCCUUGGGCAGACAUGUCUCUGUCAUGGCGGAGAUGAAACGUACAAAAGCUAGUAAGAUUACAGUAGGGGAUGAGUUUGCUAAGUUAUGA
Molecule: messenger RNA, 948 nt
Organism: Talaromyces marneffei
Lineage: Eukaryota; Fungi; Ascomycota; Eurotiomycetes; Eurotiales; Trichocomaceae
Exons: 3
Coding region: 1-948 (315 amino acids)
Source: RefSeq, a predicted model, not a curated record